Molecule: messenger RNA, 2914 nt
Organism: Opisthorchis viverrini
Lineage: Eukaryota; Metazoa; Platyhelminthes; Trematoda; Opisthorchiida; Opisthorchiidae
Exons: 13
Biological process (GO): mRNA splicing, via spliceosome; regulation of transcription by RNA polymerase II
Cellular component (GO): Prp19 complex; spliceosomal complex
Molecular function (GO): DNA-binding transcription factor activity, RNA polymerase II-specific; RNA polymerase II transcription regulatory region sequence-specific DNA binding
Source: RefSeq, a predicted model, not a curated record
AUGCGAAUCCUCGCGCUGGCGAGCAUACUGCCCCGCGCUGAGAACAUAAAGAGCAGUGCUACACCCUUUUUUCACUUGUGCCUUUCAGGUGAACGACAGCCACUGACCGACAAGAACAAAAGCGACCCGGGAAUCCUGGAUAAUAGCCUCGACCCUGUGUAUCAAUCCGAUGAAAUCCUCAAAGCAGCUGUUAUGAAAUAUGGGAAAAACCAGUGGGCCCGAAUCGCUUCACUUCUUCAUCGGAAAGCUGCAAAGCAGUGCAAGGCGAGAUGGUAUGAAUGGCUUGAUCCUAGUGUCAAAAAAACUGAAUGGAGUCGCGAGGAGGACGAAAAGUUGCUUCAUCUCGCAAAAUUAAUGCCUACCCAGUGGCGUACGAUUGCACCGAUUGUCGGAAGAACAGCUAACCAGUGCUUAGAGCGUUACGAAUAUCUCCUAGAUAAAGCCCAGAAUAGAGAAGGAUUAUCUGCAGAAGAAGAUCCCAAGCGGCUGCGUCCUGGUGAAAUUGAUCCAAAUCCAGAAACAAAGCCAGCCAGGCCUGAUCCUAUCGAUAUGGACGAAGACGAGUUGGAAAUGUUAUCGGAAGCUCGGGCCAGGCUUGCUAACACACAGGGUAAGAAGGCCAAAAGGAAGGCACGCGAACGUCAACUGGAAAUCGCGCGACGAAUGGCUAUGAUGCAAAAACGACGGGAGCUGCGUGCUGCUGGUCUGGGCUCUUUCCUUGGCUUGAUGCCCAAAACCAAACCGUUCAUGGAUUACAACAUAGAAAUCCCGUUUGAGAAGCAACCGCCGAAAGGGUUCUACGAUACGAGCCAAGAGAAGGUUGAUCCGAAGCUGUUAGACUUCCAGCGGUUGCGCCUCAGUGAUGUAGAGAAGGAAACUUUCAUGGAGAGGGAAAAGCGUGAACGGAAGAAGGAUGCAGAGCGUCAGGCAAAGCGACUACAGAGUGAUCUACCUGGUGUUCUGCGCGGUGGAGCGCUGGACGAGCCUGUUCUGAAACGGUCCAAAUUGGUUCUACCUGAACCGCAAGUUUCCGACUUGGAAUUGGAAAACCUUGUCAAGGUUGGACAAGCCGGGGAGAAUGCCGUCCGUAUGGCAAUGGAGGACUCUGGUUAUGACGCGGGCUCUGCCACUCAUCCUCUCCUCCCGGACUAUCCAAGUGCCGGCGGUUUUGCUACCCCAGCUAUGAUUGCAGCCCAGCGAACUCCCGUCGCAAUGGUUGAUUCGGUUACGCGAGAGGCCCAGAAUAUCCUGGCACUGCAACAAGUACAAACCCCGCUUGUAGGUGGAGACAACCCGGAAUUGAUUGGUCAUUCCGAUUUCACCGGAGUCACCCCCAGUCCAGCAAAUGUGUUGACUACCCCCAACACACUUCUCCACAGCCAAAUUGUUGGCCCUUCCCCAUUUCGCACCCCCGGGCAACCAGAUAGUGCUACUCCUAUGCUGAAUGGCACACCAGGUUUGGACGCCUUGGAUCGACGUACCGGAGCCAUGCAGCAGGCCACUCCAUUGAGAGAUCGGCUAAAUAUUAACACGGAUGGAUUAAACGACCCGAAUUCCUUUGGACUCGAUGCUCCUGCAGCUGGCAGCAAACUCGCAUCAAAAGCCAGUCUCCGAAAAAGCUUAGCAGACUUGCCUGCUCCGAAAAACAAUUACGAAAUUUUCGUACCAGAUGAAGCGGAAUCUGGUGCAAACGAAAGCAGUGGUGGUGUAGACCUAGAUGAGGAUACGGUCAGCUUGGACGCUGGUGGUACAGCCUCCCGUAUUGCUGAUCGAGCGGACUUGGAUCGAUUGCGCGAACUGGAACAGGCGGCAGCCGAGCAAGCUGCGUGGUCUAAACGCAGUCAAGUUGUUAGGCGCUCACUUCCACGUCCGGCCGAUAUUAAUCACACGGUACUCCGGAGCGUCCCAGCUUCGCAAACCCCACAACAGGAGGGAGCAAUCACUGAUUUACAGCGUGCUGAAGAGAUGAUCAAGCAAGAAAUGCUCACCAUGAUGCACUAUGACAAUAUGUUAAAUCCUCCUCCGAAUCUUUUGACCGAGGCUGCCAAACAGGCGACGUCUGCUGAGGGAGCCAAAUCAUCUUCACAACAGAAGCGCUACUUACAGCAGAUCAAAUCUGGUCACGAAGCCUACUUACGGGCUAACCCCUAUGAAGAAUUCGAUGAGGAGGAUUUGAAGGCGGCGGAGCAGCUGCUCACCAGCGAAAUGGCAGUUGUUCGAACCGGGAUGAAUCAUGGCGAGUUAUCCGCCGAAGCUUACGCCAAAGUGUGGCACGAGUGUCUCUCACAAGUUCUCUAUCUUCCUGCGCAUCGACGAUACACCCGGGCGAACCUGGUUUCCAAACGAGAUCGGAUCGAAUCUCACGAGAAGCGGCUUGAUCAACUGCGUCAACUUAUGGCGGACGAAGCGAAACGGGCUGCGAAGUUGGAAAAGAAAUUACGUAUCCUGCUCGGAGGUUAUCAGUCACGUGCCCAAACACUGAUGAAAGCAAUACAAGAGAGCGUGGAUCAGAUAGAACAGAGUCAGAUGGAGCUGGUGACCUAUGAACGCCUUCACGAACAGGAGCGUGGCGCUAUUGUUCGCCGAUCCGAGAUCCUGGAGUCUGAUGUCGACCGUCAGCAGAAACGUGGGGUUGAACUUCAGCGUGAAUACGCUCGACUGGUUCGGAUGCGUGAGGACCGUGAGGCGGACUUGUUCCUUGCACAAAACGCAGAUCUAACUUCCUUGCCCGACAGUGAAACCACAAGGCAGGACCCAUCCCCUGUCGAGGCUAUACACGUAAAGGAAACUUCCAACGACUCAGGCUUGGAUGAAAACGGAGCCUAUCAGGAAGGUUACGACUCUCCGCCUAAUGAUGGACCGGACCAUUCAGAUGCGGUCAGCGAUCAGUCGCCGCACCAGGCCGAAGUUUCCG